AUGGACGACGACGCUGAUUCUCAAAGUCUGCUGCAAUCCGUGCUUGGAUUAUUCGCUCGAAAACGACCGCAAAAGUCGGCAAAGUCAGCGUCACUGGGAUCACGUACACGCGAGGCCUGGCUACGGACGGAUGCAUUUUUGCAGCGCGAUGAUCUUGGCGAAGCUGACCUUGAAAGCGUUGCAAGGACUCUGGGCGCAUUCGAACAUCUUAUUCAAGGCGACUCUGAUCGAGAGAUAGAUUCCCAUCUCAUUUCCUACCUACUGAUGACAUUUGCGCAGCAGAGCUUCCAACAACCCAGAUAUGAGCGGUAUCCAAAGCUUCGCCGCAUGAUAGAGAAUCCGAGUCGCGAUCCCCAUGCCGACCUAAACACUAUCGUUCGCGUUAGUAAACGGAAACGAGAAUGCGAUGAUGCCAUUCAGGAACUUUCGCAUCUGGAGCAGGAGAAAAAGAAGCGCCGGGUUCUGCCUCGUGAAGAGCCAACGCAUGCGUCCAAUCUCGAAGAUCCCAAUGCCCACUUCGCCGUGCUAAUGAGGAGACAUUUGGCUUCCUUGGACAAUGCGUUGCGAAGGAACUGGGUCUGCGUUUGCCAAAAGUGCUCGGGGUUGAUCGUGAGACUAUCGCUACCACAACAAAAGAAGGAUCUUGAGGCUGAGGCGAAUUUUGAAGUAUUCUUCGGCGUGCGGUCUGUACCUGCAACUGCAUUGCAAGAAGCUAGAAUUACGGUUAAAGACCUGCAGAGCAGCACGUUGAGGCGCGCGUCUGAGCCUAUAAUCAGCAGUCCACCCGAGUUUGCCCACAUAUGCCAGAGCAUCACAGAGUCCCUCGGUCAGCGAAAUUGCUUACAUUUCGCUCUCGAGGAUGGAAUAUUUCAGAGGCUUCGCCCGCAACCAAAGACAUUUGGUAGUGAUCGAAUAUCUCGGACAGUAUCUUUGUCGGCUUUCUUCAAUCGCCAGCAAAAAUUACUUCGCGGUGAGUCGGUACUGCCACUCAAAGGGAAGCGAGUCUUGGCUGUUACACUGGCUUCAGCACUCCUUCCCUUCUUGGAGACACCGUGGCUGCAGUUUUUCUUAAAUCACUCAAAGAUCCAAUUUGUGGAGCCACGGCAAGACGGAGAACUCCCCGACAUUACGAAACCAUUCCUGGCUCUAGAGCACGUCCCAAUCAUCUCAGCCCGCAAAACAGACACCGGAGACAGCUCUGGCGCCUCGAAACACAUAGUUCAUCCCAACGCCAGUGUGCUAGCGCUAGGCAUACUCUUGUGCGAGCUUCACUAUUGCACACCUGUGGAGCUGAUGGCAAAGGACGUGCAUGUCGCCAGGAAUGUCAAUGAUGAUCUUUACACCUGCCUUGAUAAGCUGCAGACUCUGGAAGACGAUGCUGGGGUGGAUUAUUACCUCGCUACGAAGGCAUGCCUUACUGGGGAGUACUAUCCCCUUGGACAGCACGCUGACUUCGAGGACCUCAGCGUUCAGCGGCUCUUCUACCAAAAUGUUGUCAAACGACUCGAAGCCGUGAUAUUCAAGGCAUGGAAUAUUCGAUUAGAGAACUUGGGUUCGUUCGACUCUCGACAGAAUGAAUCUUGCUGGGGCCCUACCGGUCGAGAAGUUGUCCGCCUCCAUACAGGCAGGGUCGAUUCCUCUAAUGCAGACAACACAACAAGGGCGAGUCCGCAUCGUUCAAUGUCUGAUAUCGUGCCUGCGAGCCACGCAUCCCUCCGCUCAGAUGUCGUGCUACGGAUGUCGGCGCAACCUUCUUCGGGUUCGCAAGCGCACGCAUAUCUCGCUGAGCCUUCAGAGAAGAGCUUGUACUUUUUUGAUGCAAGCCACCAGACGAGUCCUGAACAAGUAAAUCCUCUCUCGGAAAGAUGGAUGGACAAUCUGCUUUCCUCAAUCUAUCCCUAUGUUGACCCUGUUCCCGGCCUUGCCGAACCGGUGCGAAUAGCGAUUUUAGACUCCGGACUCGAUCCUGCAAACCCAUUCCUGAUCGAGGACCAACAGCUAGCCAAUCCACGAAUCAAGGAAGCGAGAAGUUUCAUACAUGGAGCAGGACCGCACGAAAUCCGAGACGAGAUCGGGCACGGCACUCACGCUCUUGGUCUUCUUCUCAAAGUUGCCCCAUACGCUGAGAUCUAUGUCGCCAGAAUUGCGCGACGCGAAACUCUGGAUCCCGGUACCUACGAGGACAUUGCAAAAGCCAUUGAUCAGGCAAUUGAGCAAUGGAAAGUGGACAUAAUAUCAAUGUCAUUCGGGAUUCGUGAAGAUCACGAACUCAUGAGCACAGCCAUAUCUAAUGCUCUAAACAGGCGGACUUUGUUGUUCGCGGCAGCGUCGAAUGAUGGAGCAAAUCUUUUCAGGGCUUUUCCAGCUCAAUUACCAAGCGUCUUUUGUAUACACUCAACUGAUGGAAAUGGCAAUCCCUCUAAUUUCAACCCUACAGCAAGCGAAACGGACGUCAACUUUAGUCUACUUGGGGAGCAUGUCUCUUCUCACUGGCCGGCUGGCACGAACGGACACGACCAGCUUGUCAACGUUAUGUCAGGAACAUCGGUCGCUACACCGAUCGCCGCUGGCCUGGCCGCGUCGGUCCUGGCUUUUGUCCGGCAGCAGGAUCAACAUGUCGCCGUAGAAAGUGAAAGGCUUGGACCGUGGCUGAAAAGGGACAAUUCCAUGGAAGCGGUCUUCAAGAGUAUGGUUAAACGGAGGCGGGGACAAGGCUACGACUAUAUCACGCCUCAUGUGCUCUUCGAUAGCGGUUCGACAAGAGAGGAUGUUUACGGGAGAAUCAAGGAUAUCAAAAGGAACAUGUACAAAUACUAG
Bacidia gigantensis is the source of this 2817-nucleotide messenger RNA. RefSeq lists its product as uncharacterized. NCBI's taxonomy places the organism in Eukaryota, Fungi, Ascomycota, Lecanoromycetes, Lecanorales, Ramalinaceae. Gene Ontology annotation, molecular function: serine-type endopeptidase activity. The record is from RefSeq and is a predicted model, not a curated record. Gene Ontology annotation, biological process: proteolysis. The coding region runs from base 1 to 2817 and encodes 938 amino acids. The transcript is spliced from 5 exons.